AUGGACCGCUGGCCAACUGAUGACAGAGACACGGUGCAGACGUCCUCGGAUAUCCAGGGAAGGAAGUCGCGCAAUCCCCUGCCCAAUUGGACGCACCCUGUGGUCAAACAUGGGUCCUUGAGUGCGGCAACACUUCGUAAAACUCAGCAGCGACUCGAGUGGUCGUUCAUAGUCCAAGAUAAUCCGAAGCGCAAGGUUGUACCAUCGCACAAUCCGGUGCAGGUGUUCCCUGAGACGCUCCGGCGACCGUUUCGCCAUGACAUGUCUGUGUUGCAGCGCGCGGAUCAAGGGGUACAAUUUCUCCGCACGUACUACCCAGACUUCGAGAUGUCGGCCGAGCUCGUACGGGAUGAAAUCACAGCGGAUGAACGCGUCGCCCAAGGCCUGCAAAUAUUCAGUCCAUACGUCGGGAGUAUGCUAGAAACCUUUACUUGUGCCAGGAAAGCCGGCAGAAGUCUUACGUGUUUGGCCUUCCCAAUGGGAGACUCGUAUCUCGACCUGAGCAAUCUCAACAUCAACGCGUUCGUCGAGCUUGACGCAGUCGCAAACCCAACACGCAGCUUCCAGACGCCGAUUCAGCAGCUGAAAGCGUCUGUUCUACAGUCCAAUGAGGAUGAGGAUCAUGUUCUCGCCACGCUGCUUGGAGUCAGGACCAUGGGUUCAACAUCGCUACUGGAUGUACGCCCUACGGAUGCCCAGUCGUCGGCUAUAGAAGUGACGGAGCUUGUCACUGUCACUCGUUCUGACGUUGGCGAACGCACGAUUGUAGACAUGUUCCUACCAGCUACUGAGCGCACAUUGUCCGUUUUCGUCAACGAAGCUGGUGCUGUCUACAGGUGCGCUGCACCCGGUGGUGAGAAUCCAGUAGACGAAGCCAGUAUCUCUGACAACCAAUCUACUUGGAAAGUGGCAGCCUGGGAUGGCGAGGAUAGCUGCUUGCUCAUGUCCGAACGCAGUGCAUUCUGUGUCGACUUCAGAGCGCAGAAUAGCGCACUAGAUCUGUACCAGUCCAAGCAGUCUAGCACGCUCCUCACUAGCAUCGACAGUCAUGCGAAGGACGGCUUGAUCCGCCUCACGACGACCGACGAACUUCUCUGGAUUGACAUCCGCUCUCCAAACAAGCCCCUUCUCGGCGUCAAGCACUUUCGGGACUUCGAUCGGACUCUACGAAGUCACACUAAGGUCCUAGGGAGAGCACCUGUAACAUUUCUGACUUCGCAAAGAACCGGUUUGGUAUCUGUGUAUGAUGUGUCAUACUCCGGAGUCGCCAUACAGAUGGCCUCACCUGCGUACUGCCUACCGAAUUUGCGCGUCCCGGACGACCGAAACUUGGGGCACGUCUUCCUACAACAUCCACACAGCACUACCCCUGGAGAAUUGAGUGUCUUGCAGCUGUCGGAACUGGGAGCGGUGCAUAUGAUGCAUCUCAAGCUGUCCGAUGAUGCGCAAGAGCCUCUGGAGGCUGUCCCUUCGCAACGGAGCUGGUCCGAGGCGAUUGAGGAUUUGGAAGAGCGUGUCAAGGCUGCUAGUUUGGAUGUCGGACCACUGGGUGCGCGGACCUUCAGUGAGGCGGACCUUCAGCCAGCGUACCAAAGAUUGUUCAUGGAACCUCCCGCGGCUAAGGUUCGUCGCGACGCCGUAUACGAUCUGCUGGAGAGGAUGCCGGUGUUCUGGCAGGACGUGGAUGCGCCCAUCGAGCAUACACUCACAACCUUCGAUAUCGCAUAUCGCAGCGGUCCCGAACCUUCCAAUUCUUCGAGGAACGACCUCUUUACCGAGAGUGUCCUUAACUCGAAGCGUGGCUAUCGUGCGCUGAAGCAAGGGCGCAUUCCUAUCGGUCAACUUGCAAGAAGAGCACCGUGGCAUCACAAUAUCACGCCAUUCGUCCAGCGACAAGUCUCCGACUUCCAAGAGGACCCCGCCCAGACGCUUGAAAGGCUCUCUCGCUACGAUCUAGCUGCGGACGGUCGUCGACCAGCGGAGUCUCUGCGCAGAGAAACCGAAGCGCGCGAACAGCUCGCACUCGAUCUCCAUCUGUCCUCCAACAUCUUCUCUCCUUCGCGCUUCCGAAAGCCGAACGAGCUUGACAUCGAUGCCGCGAUGGAGACGAUGUCGCGUGCCACGGAGGCUAUGACUCUCAGCGAGAUGGAACCUUCAGAUGUACAAUUUGGCUUCUUGCGCCCUGCGCAGAGAGAAUCGGCCGAACACUAUGCCACGGAUGCGAAUAAUGAUGAAACCGUGAACAAACAUCUGGCGCCACUUGGGGGUCGCCUGCUGCUCAAGGAAUGGGACAUCGGCGUCGAUCCUUCCACAUAUCGCUACGAGGACCCGUAUGACCCGUCUUCUCCCCGCAGCACAGCCCCUCGUUAUGCUAGGAACGCACCACCACAUCCGGCGUCGCAGGACAGGGAGCAAGCCACGCAAUCGCAGCGACCGCCGCUCGUGGUACAGAAGUCGGCUCUGGCGCCACCUGCAAUCGCCAGCAGUCAAACGUUCGCUGCGAGAGCGCUCUUCCCUGCUACUCAGGUACAAGACGCACGGCCUAACGAUCAACGGCGCGUAGCGCAGGUUGGCAGUCAGCCAGCGGAUGAUUGGGAUGCGCAACCUUCCUCUCAGAUACCGUUUGCGAGCACACAGGUUCUCCCUGGCCCUCAUGGUGGUAGACCAGGUCCGCCUAAGAAGAAACCAGCCAAGAAGAGGGUCGGAGGAUUCUAGUGCGAAAAUUUACGCCACGAGCACAAGAGCACAGGUGCCUGAGAACACGUCUCGCCGGACAUCAUACAUAUGUGUGCCCAAUCGGCCAGUCCGUUGCCCC
Molecule: messenger RNA, 2815 nt
Organism: Fomitopsis serialis
Lineage: Eukaryota; Fungi; Basidiomycota; Agaricomycetes; Polyporales; Fomitopsidaceae
Product: RNA polymerase I-specific transcription-initiation factor-domain-containing protein
Exons: 10
Coding region: 1-2715 (904 amino acids)
Biological process (GO): nucleolar large rRNA transcription by RNA polymerase I
Cellular component (GO): RNA polymerase I core factor complex
Molecular function (GO): RNA polymerase I transcription regulatory region sequence-specific DNA binding; RNA polymerase I general transcription initiation factor binding
Source: RefSeq, a predicted model, not a curated record